CUGUUCAUUUAUUUGUUGCCUCUGUCGUUCAAAUCAGACAUAGCGGGAAGUUUUUUAAUUCUUCAUCAUGUCGGAAAAUAACUUUUAUGAAAGACUUCGUCAGUUUGAUGCAUAUCCCAAGACAUUAGAGGAUUUCCGGGUGAAAACAUUUGGAGGCGCACUCGUGACCGUAAUAAGUAGCCUUUUAAUGGUGAUACUGUUUAUUUCCGAGCUGAACUAUUAUCUUACAAAAGAUGUUCAACCAGAAUUAUUUGUGGAUACAACAAGAGGACAGAAACUACGCAUAAACAUAGAUAUCGACUUUCCAAAAGUUCCAUGUGCAUAUUUAAGUAUUGAUGCUAUGGAUGUGUCAGGGGAACAACAAUUAGAUGUAGACCAUCACUUGUUCAAGCAAAGGCUUAAUGCAGAUGGAGAGAAAAUAAAAGACACAGAACCAGAGAAGGAGGAACUUGGAGAUAAAUCCAAAGAUGCUGUGGAGGCAGUGACCAAAAAGUUAGACCCCGACCGCUGUGAAAGUUGUUAUGGGGCUGAGACUGGAGAUUUAAAAUGCUGCAAUACAUGUGAAGAUGUAAGAGAAGCUUAUCGAAAGAAAGGCUGGGCCUUCAAUUCCCCAGAGGGGAUAGAACAAUGUAACAGGGAGGGGUGGACGGCCAAGAUGAAGGCCCAACAGAAGGAGGGAUGCCAGGUGUAUGGUUACCUGGAGGUCAACAAGGUGCAGGGCAAUUUCCACUUCGCCCCCGGCAAGAGUUUUCAGCAGCAUCAUGUUCACGUUCAUGAUCUACAAGCAUUUGGAGGACAAAAGUUUAAUUUAAGCCAUGCAAUAAGACAUCUUUCUUUUGGACAAGAUUAUCCAGGAAUCAUCAAUCCAUUGGAUCAGACAAGCCAAUUCUCAGAAGAUGAACAGACCAUGUUCCAGUAUUAUGUAAAAGUUGUACCUACUACAUAUGUUGAUGUAAAAGGAAAAACUUUAUAUACAAACCAGUAUUCAGUGAAUAAGCAUUCCAAAACUGUUGGGAACGGAAUGGGGGAUUCAGGAUUGCCAGGGGUGUUUUUUAUUUACGAAUUAUCACCGAUGAUGGUGAAAUAUACAGAAAAACAAAGAUCGUUUAUGCACUUUUUAACGGGAGUUUGCGCUAUUAUAGGUGGAAUAUUUACAGUUGCUGGACUUAUAGACUCCAUGAUAUAUCAUUCCUCAAGAGCUCUACAGAAGAAGAUUGAACUUGGAAAAGCCACAUGAUGUAAACUCGCAAACUAUUUUUUUUUUAUUUUUGGGGAGGGAGAUUUCCUGAUGAAUGUGUCCAACAAAGAUUGUCUUUUUUACAAUGCCUGUAGUUCAUUGUUUAUUGGACCAUAUGUUGCAUGAUGCAAAGCAAGUGGUGUUGUGAGAAUGUCUAUAAUUCAAUAGUAAUUUUGGAUUAAAAUGCAUAAUUUUUUUUGAGACACAAAGAGAUGAUAUUUGUACUGGAAUUCCUGAUUUUAUUGUGUUUGUAGAAUUUUUGUUAAAAUGAAAACUCAAAAGAUUAAUUAUAUUAUGUACAGUAUGGUACAUGUGUCAAUAUAGGGAGUAUGGCUGAGUUUGUUUUAUAAAUUGAUCUCCCUUUUAUACAUGGUACAUGUACACACUUUCCUAAUGCUUUGUACAUGUAAUAAAUGUUUAAGACUAUUUUUUUUUUAUAUUCUAAAAAAUCAUGUGAACACAGAGGGAAUAUGAAAAACAAUAAAAUCAUCAAUUUUCA
Molecule: messenger RNA, 1736 nt
Organism: Magallana angulata
Lineage: Eukaryota; Metazoa; Mollusca; Bivalvia; Ostreida; Ostreidae
Product: endoplasmic reticulum-Golgi intermediate compartment protein 3-like
Exons: 12
Coding region: 68-1237 (389 amino acids)
Biological process (GO): retrograde vesicle-mediated transport, Golgi to endoplasmic reticulum; endoplasmic reticulum to Golgi vesicle-mediated transport
Cellular component (GO): endoplasmic reticulum membrane; COPII-coated ER to Golgi transport vesicle; endoplasmic reticulum
Source: RefSeq, a predicted model, not a curated record